AUGUCGAACUCACCAUCCACUGUCGUACUCAUCACAGGUGCGAACUCUGGUGUCGGCUUUGCAACAGCCAAAGCCGUAGCUUUAGCUUCGCCAGAAUACCACGUCAUCAUCGGCAGCCGCUCUCUCGCAAACGGCCAGGCCGCAGUCCAGGAGAUUCAGUCCUCGGAAACCACCAAAGGCUCUCUCUCUAGCGUCCAAAUAGAUGUUACCGACCCUACCUCAAUUGAAUCCGCCGCAAAGCAGAUCGAAUCGCAAUUCGGCCGUCUGGACGUCCUGAUCAACAAUGCAGGCGUCGCCUCACAGGCCCAAUCAACCAAAACGGCAAUGGAGGAGACAUUCGCUGUAAACUCUAUCGGACCUGCACUGGUCGCCGAGACGUUCAACCCUCUGCUGAUGAAGUCGGCUCGUCCGUACUCGAUUUUUGUUUCGAGUGUCCUGGGCUCGUUGUCCGAGGCGGCUGAUCCCGCAUCUCUGGCCUACUAUUAUGACGGCGUGACGUAUCGGAUGAGCAAAGCUGCAUUGAAUAUGCUGGUCGUACAGCAGCACAAGCAGUUUGGUCCCAAGGGGAUCCACGUGUUCGCUGUGUGCCCCGGACUGGUUAGGUCGAAUCUAAGAGGAAAGGAUGAGGAAGCUGUGUCUGCAGGAGGAAGGGCGGGCGAUCCGAUGGUUUCCGCGGAGAUGAUUUUGGGGAUAAUUGAGAAGAAGAGAGAUGGCGAUGUUGGGAAGUUUUUGCGUGGUGAGAGGGUGGUGAAUUGGUGA
Aspergillus thermomutatus is the source of this 759-nucleotide messenger RNA. Its product is annotated as putative short chain dehydrogenase/reductase. The record is from RefSeq and is a predicted model, not a curated record. The transcript has 2 exons. NCBI's taxonomy places the organism in Eukaryota, Fungi, Ascomycota, Eurotiomycetes, Eurotiales, Aspergillaceae. Bases 1 to 759 code for a protein of 252 amino acids.